AUGGAUGGGCGGGCCGUCAGAGCGCACAGCCGCUCCGCCUCCAAGGCGUUGUGGAAGGAAGGAUCACACAGUGGAAGGAGACUGCAUUAAAAAGGCGAUAAACAAGCAUCUAUGUAUGUAUUUUAGGAAAAAAAAAUAAUGCGAUCGCGCCGGCUAUAAGCUUCUAUGUAUAACAGGAUGUUAGUGCUGGAACUGUAUUAAUGCGUUGUGCGCUCUGGAGCAACGAACACCAACCAGCCAGCGCGUCAAAGAAAUCAGAGAUCUCUGGGCGACUUGUGUUUACACAGGAGCCAUCCAAAGCCACGUUUUAGCACGCUUUGGUUGGGACAGUACAGUACGGGACUUGUUUGGCAUUUUGAGUCACUGCCCAUGCAAACAGUGGAAGCUGCGAAUACAUGCCCAUAUAAGUGAAUUUGAAGGAAAAACUGUCCAUCUAAGAGAGAUUGUUGGGGUAUCAUGGAGCGUCGCAGCUGAUCGACAGGGGAAUGCUCCAUCGGCAUUGAAAGUAGUCUUUUAUAGUCGCCGCAUCGCUGUCAACGAGAACGGAAAAGUGUCUGCUCGGGUUCGACAUGGAGAGUCCGGAUGAGAGAGAGAGCAGCAGCAGCAGCAGCCCUCCGAGGUUCGCUCUGACGUACAUCGGCUGGUCGUCGCUCGACAGGCGGACCACGCUGCCCAUGCUGCCGUGGCUGGUGGCUGAGAUAAGGAGAAAGAGCGAGAGAGGCGACUGCGGCCCCGUGGUGCAGCCGAGAGACGUCCAGCUGGUCCUCAACACACCCUUCGUCCGAUGCGUCCCAUCCAGCAGCAACAACUCCUCUGUUUUUAUAUUCGAGCACAAAGCGCAGCUCAUCUCGCGCUUCAUACACAACAGCAAUGACCUCUCCUAUUUCGCCUAUCUCAUGCGAGGGCAGCCAGACAACCCGGAGUCCGAGAUGUCCUGUCACGUCUUCAAGGCCUGCGACCCCAACCAGGUCCCCGAGGUGGUCAGCAGUAUUCGCCAAGUGUCCAAAUCAGCUCUAAAGGAAGACGCCAAGCCAAAACAGGAAGCAGAAGAGGCCUUCUACAACUCCCAGAAGUUUGAAGUGCUUUACUGUGGCAAGGUGACGGUUCUGCACAAAAAGGCUCCAGCCACCCUCAUCGAUGACUGCAUCGAAAAGUUUCAUCAGCACGAGGUCGAGCGCAAGCGCCUGCGACUGCUCAACGGCCAGCGAGGGUCCACGGACACUGCCCCGGUGGAGUUCCUCAUUGGGGAAGAUGGAGACCCACUCUCUUCCGUUCUGAAUCAGAGUAUAGGAAACCCCCAAAGCCCUGGCGUGGAAGACAUGACUGGAGGUAAAGGCCUGCCUAACAGUGCCAGCCAGAGCAGCCUGCGGGGAGCUUUCCCCGAGUGCAUCCUGGAGGAUUCUGGGUUCGAGGAGCCCCAAGAGUUCCGUGCGCGCUGCAGCAGCCUGGCGGGGGGUAUGCAGAGGAAGCCGGGGGAAGGCGUCAUCAUGGGUCCCACGCGCCGCAGACACUCGAGCGCACCGAACCACGUUCAGCCAUCCGAUUCAGACAAGAACCGCACCAUGCUCUUCCAGGUCGGCCGUUUUGAAGUGAAUCUCAUAAGUCCAGACAGUAAAACGGUGGUGCUGGAGAAGAACUUCAAAGAUAUCUCAUCAUGCUGUCAGGGUGUCAAGCAGUCCGACCAUUUUGGAUUCAUCUGUCGGGACCCGUCAGAGUCCGGUCCCAGUCAGUACGUGAGCUACGUUUUCCAGUGUGCCAGCGAGUCCCUGGUGGAUGAGGUGAUGAUGACCCUGAAGCAGGCCUUCACUACAGCAGCAGCCUUACAGAGCAACAAGACCCCGGUCCAGCUGUGUGAAGCCUGCCCCAUGCACGACCUGCACAAGCUCUGCGAGCGGAUUGAAGGUCUCUACCCACCCAGAGCAAAGAUAGCCAUCCAAAAAUAUCUCUCCCAGCUGACUGACAAUGAGCAGGUCGAGAUUUUUGAGCGAGUUCAGAGACUGAAGCCCGGGUCAGACCAAGAGGAGAAUGAGCUGGUGAUUCUCCAUCUGAGACAGCUCUGUGGAACCAAACAGAAGUCCCACCUCCACAUCGGAGAGGCCCUGAAUGCAGCAAACAGCUCAUCAGCAGGAGACGGCUCAGCCACCAGCAGUCGCUUCAAACUCGAUGCUCUCAAGAAUAAAGCACGCACCUCCCUCACCAACUCCCUGGAGAACAUCUUUGCAAGGGGUGCCAGCCGGAUGCGGGGCCGCUUGGGAAGCAUGGGAAGCAUCAGCAGUUUUGAAAGGCAGGAUGAGGAAUCCCCCAGUCACUCCCCUCCAGGUUCCCCUCCUCCUUCCCCUAACAACGACGACGUGGAAGCCGGCAUGCAGUUCCGUCGGCGUGCCCACACGUUCAGCCAUCCACCUGUGAAGAAACGCAUCUCCUUCGAGGGCCAGCCGGCCAGCCAGAGCAGACAGGCUCCACUACGCAGACAACAGUCUGUUAACCCUGAACUGCUGCAGAGCAGUCCCGUAGCUGUCUUGAGAACGCGCAGCGUUUCGGAGAGUGAGUCCACCUUCAGCCUCCCCUCCUCCUUCUCCGCCCCCACUUUCCUGAAAAGCAUUUACCAGGGCUCCCUGGGCUCCCUGAGCUCCCUGGCAGACAGUGGGAGCCUCAAGAGCAAUGGGGAAGACAGGAAGAGGACCCUGUCCGGCUGCAGCAGCGACUCAGUGAGCGGAGGUCUCCCUCUGACCCCACGCAGGGUCUCCUGGAGACAGAAGAUCUUCUUGAGGGUCGCUUCACCCAUGAACAAGCCGUCUGCAUCGAUGCAACACCCAGACCACCCUGAUUGCAGGGAGCUGUUGCCUCUCUCUCCUCAUGGCUUGGACUCCGGGCUGGAUCCUUUUGGGCGCCUGUUGCCGCCGGCAGGUGACCACCUGUCUGGGGAGAGGCCUAAGAGGACGGGGGCUGACUACCGGGCCCUCUGGAAGACCGCCAUCCACCAGCAGAUCCUUCUGCUGCGCAUGGAGAAGGAGAACCAGAGACUGGAGGAAGCGAGCAGGGAUGAGCUGCACAUCCGCAAGAUGAAGCUGAACUACCAGGAAGUGGGCCAGUGCUCCAAAGACUCGCAGGCGUGGUGGGAGAGAAAACUGACAGCCCCGGGCAGGACGACGGUCCCACAAGACAAGGAGGAGAUGUAUCGUGCACUCUGCCAAGGUGUUCCCAAGAGCAGGCGCGGGGAGGUCUGGUUGCUCCUUUCCCAUCAGCACCGGCUGCGUCACAGGCUGCCCCAGCGUCAGCAAGCCCCGGACAUCCCCUACCACGACCUGCUCAAGCAGCUCACCGCACAGCAGCACUCUAUUCUGGUGGAUCUAGGCCGGACCUUCCCCAACCACCAGUAUUUCUCGGCCCAGCUAGGCGCAGGGCAGCUUUCCCUCUACAACCUCCUGAAAGCCUACUCUCUGAUGGAUACAGAGGUUGGCUACUGCCAGGGCAUCAGCUUUGUGGCUGGAGUGCUGCUGCUGCACAUGAACGAAGAGCAGGCCUUCGACAUGCUGAAGUUCUUCAUGUACGACCUCGGCAUCAGGCAGCAGUUCAGACCCGACAUGGUCUCUCUGCAGGUUCAGAUGUACCAGCUCUCCAGGCUUUUACACGACUACCACCGCGAGCUGUACAAUCACCUCGAGGAGCACGAGAUCAGCCCGAGCCUCUACGCAGCGCCGUGGUUCCUCACUCUCUUCGCCUCACAGUUCCCUCUCAACUUUGUGUCCCGCGUCUUUGAUUUUGUAUUUGUCCAAGGGACUGGGGUGAUCUUUAAAGUUGCACUCUGUCUGCUGAGCAGCCGUGAGGGGGAGAUAGUGGAGUGCGACAGCUUUGAGAGCAUUGUGGACUAUCUGAAAACUACACUUCCCGCCCUCAAUCAGACACAGAUGGAGCAGACCAUGGCAAAGGUAAUGGAGAUGGACAUCUCCAAGCAGCUGCAUGCGUACGAGGUGGAGUACCACGUCCUGCAGGAUGAGAUGUUAGAGGGCGGGCCGCUGCCUGAUGACUCUGACCGGCUCGACAAACUAGAAAAGACGAAUGUGCAGUUGAAGAAACAGAACAUGGACCUACUGGAAAAGCUUCAGGCUGCACGGCAGAAGAUUCAGACACUGGAGACGAGCGUAGAGAACUUCCUUUCUCGGGAGAGCAAAAUGAAGCACAUGAUUCGUUCUCUGGAGCAGGAGAGGGCAGCUCACCAGAAGACCAUUGAACGCAUGCGCUCAUGCCUUCCCCCUGACGCCCUGACAGAUGUGGAGAUGACCCAGAUCAAAACAGGACCCAACGGGAAAGCCAAAACUGCAGCCAAGAAGCCCUGAUGGCAACCAGGGGGCUGGCUGCUCUGGGCAGAGACUGAAGUGAACAAAUGGAGACUGCUUUAGUGGAAGAAGGCUGCCGAGCUCCACGGCUAUUGUUGUUGUACAGCUGCACAAGAGUAGCAGGGUUUUUUGUAAAUGUGUGAUUGUCUGGACUCGAGACGUCGUGCAGACUGUAUGGGGAAAUAUCUCCGUGGUAUUUGUCAGCAUAUAAUGGAGCAGUGGGAGGAUGGUUUCAGUUAUAUUAGCAAACAGACUGUUCCAUCAGUGCAUCAUAGCUGCUUGUUCUGUCUCAUCUGUUUCACUGCCAGUUUGAAGGUGAGAUCGAGAUGCACAACAUCCUUCCUUAUUCAGAUCUUUUUGGUAAUCACGGGGGAAUUUUCUAGAUUGACACAAGCGAGAAAUGUGUCUGCCUCUGCAAAUCUUUUUUGAGCACUGCCUUGAUGUUUUUACUACCAGUCUCAGUAGCAACACAAAAGCAGUGAACAGAAGUUGCCUGUUGGCAAAACAGUCCUUUGGACCUCAGGUUCAACUUAUAGCCAUUACCAGUGUGUAUGAUCCCAUUGUUUUUGCGUGUCUGUGAUGGAAACUCUGCUUCAGAGUAUAGUCACAUUCAUUUCCUUUGUAUUCACUUGAAAUUCGUGAAUGUAAUUUCCCUCCAAAGAUCACUGCGAUAACGUUUUUGUUGUUCACAACAGAGACGUACACGUCUGCCAUGUCAGGCUUUAAAUUUCAGCAGACAUACAUGGUAGCUCAUCCCUCAGCACCGCGCCACUGCCUUCACGUGAGAGCUCUUAAGUACGUGCACUCGCUGCUUUUUAAGGAGGAAGUGUUUCUCCCACAGCGCAGGCAGGAUGUGAGGUCGUCUGCCUUCUCAGUUUCCUGUGUGACUGACCGCGGUGUCGCCUCGUUUUUAGCGCCGCGUUUCAGACGCUGAGGCAGAGUUCACGCUCCCCAUGGGGCAACGAGAAAAACAGACUAAAGGUGGGGGAGUGAUCUGAAUGUACAUCACAUGCUUCUGUUCUAAAACGUCUGUAUGACGGUCAUGUUUUUGUCAGCCCGAGGUUUGACAAAACUACCAGCAGCUGGUGUUGUUUGUCUCAAGAGUUCAUGACAACAUAUAUCUGCAAUUGCAUUGCUGUUCGUCACACGGACAAUUUUAUGUUUGCAGUGAAACUCAAGUGUUUAGGUGAGAGGAGAGACCAAAAGUCUCUCUUGAUACUGGGUAAUAUAUAUAUAUAUAUAUAUAUAUAUAUAGUAUAUGUUCACACACUCACAUACAACCAAGCUGUGUCUGACUGUAUGGGUAGACCAGACAGUUCAAAGAGUGUCCCUGGCUCUCUCCUCGGUUUUGUUUUAUCCCACCUCCGUGUCUGACUCACCAUCGCCAGCUCUGAUUGAAAGCAAAAACAGUCACAGGCUCGACCCCGCUUUCAUAAAACACCCUUACAAUCAAACCAAGGUGAUGUCUAUCAUGAGAAAUGUACUUACUCAGUCCUCCCGUCCUUGGCGACAUGUCGCCGUGACACAUUUGUGUCUGUUGCAGUGUAAAGUUUUUACUCUCAAACUUUAGUCCAAGCAGACAUACAGUGCAAUACGUUCAGCGAUUCUGUGUGUUUGCAUAUGCUCAGAGCACUUGCCUACUUUUGCUGAGUUACAGGAGGAGCUCCAGUUAUUCACGUGAAAAGUUUGAUAGGUUGGUCGGUAAAUCUGCCCUCACGUUCCCCGUCAUGAUGAAAUGUUCCCGUGGUAAUCGAGGUGACGCCGUAAAGGUUUGAACCUUAACUUCUCAUAAAUAAUAGAAAAAUGGUCACCCCCGAACAACAGGGGUUCUCUCAACGUGAAACAUAUCAAACAACAGAAUUUGAAAUCGGUCGAAGGAUUCUUAGGAUACAGUCCUAUGCCGCUCUCCUGCCAGUAUUUUGCUCAUUUUCAGUAUUUGUGCAUAAUAUAAAUUGGAACCAAAGAUGUGGUUGCGUUUCAAAAAUGAAUGAAAGGAAAAUGUAUGAAUUCAUCCAAAAAUGCUGUGAUGUGUUAUAUGUUAAAUAUGAUGACUUUUUUUUUUGUCACUACACCUUUUGAGCUUUCUUUAGGUAUGGACUAAGACAAAAGCUUGAAAAGAUACCAAAUAUUGGCAGUAAAAACUUGACACUUAAAAAAAAAAGAAGACAAUUGGCAGACUUGUUUACUCAUCAUUCUCUUUGUAUUCCUUUGUGCCAAAAAUACACGAUGGCCUUUAUUCUCCAUUAAUCGGAGAUGUGAGAUCAUUUUGUCAAUAUCUAAUGUUAUGCACAUCCUCGUGGUCAGCAAAAGGUUUUUAUUUUACAUCAGGUGCUCCGAUUCCUGACUACUAAAUAGUGCUUGUAUCAGUGUGUUUUUAAGGAAAGACACUUAAUAAUAAAUGGAUUGUUUUUCUCUGUCAACAUGAGGGCUACACAAAAACAAAGACACUGUCAUGAGUUCUUCAAUAAACUUCACCUUGCCUUGUU
Molecule: messenger RNA, 6823 nt
Organism: Sebastes umbrosus (honeycomb rockfish)
Lineage: Eukaryota; Metazoa; Chordata; Actinopteri; Perciformes; Sebastidae
Gene: tbc1d4
Product: TBC1 domain family, member 4
Exons: 25
Coding region: 570-4337 (1255 amino acids)
Source: RefSeq, a predicted model, not a curated record